Triticum urartu is the source of this 1534-nucleotide messenger RNA. RefSeq lists its product as uncharacterized. Gene Ontology annotation, biological process: cellular response to heat. Lineage: Eukaryota; Viridiplantae; Streptophyta; Magnoliopsida; Poales; Poaceae. The record is from RefSeq and is a predicted model, not a curated record.
UCCCAUCUCAUCUCACCUCACCUCUCGAUCAUCCAACAACAGAGCAAGCAUCACUCUUCAGGCCAUCACGAUUCCUUCCCUACGCUUCCUCAUGGCCGCCACCGCCACCAGCCAGCAGCAGCCGGCGGCAACACCGGCGGCGGCGGCGGCGGUGGUAGACCCCAAGUUCGAGUGGGCGGAGAAGGCCGGCACCUACGUGCUCCGGCUCACACUGACGGGCUUCAGGAAGGACGACUUCCGCGUGCAGGUGGACGGCGCCGGGAGGCUCACCGUGCGCGGCACCAGGCCGGGCGCCUCCCUCCACAAGGUCUUCCAGCUGCCCGCAACCGCCAGCCUCGACGACAUCGCCGGCCGCUUCGAGGCCGGCGUGCUCACGCUCACCGUGCCCAAGCGCGCCGGUGCGGCGCCGGCCCCACCGACGAGCAUCGAGGAAAUCAAGAAGACUAAACCCGGUGGUGCGGCCAAGGAGGAGAAGGCCAAGCCGACGCCACCCGCAGAGGUCGACGACGCCGCCAAGAGCAUGCCCGCCAAGCCGACGCCACCCACAGAGGUCGAUGGCGCCAAGAAGAUGCCCAGGGAGGAGGGUGCUGCCAAGCUGACGCCACAAGCAGAGGUCGAUGGCGCCAAGAAGAUGUCCAAGGAGGAGGGUGCCGUCAAGCCGCCGCCGCUAACCUCCCACCAGCUGCCAUCCAAGGACGGCGGGGCUGGAAAGAAGGAGAAAAACGGCGCCAAGCAGCCGGCUACCAGGGACGACGGCGGCGAGAAGAAGGAAGCCGUCAUUGGCAGUGAGCCUAAGGAGAGCACGCUCGGCAGGACGACACGUCAGGUCGCGGAGCAUGUUCAUCGCAUGGAGGAGGCCAAGAGGCGCAAGCAAAUUGAGCAUAUGCCGGCGCCGGCGUCGAAGAAGGAAGAAGAAGUGAAGCCCAAGGCACCCCAGCCAGCAGCUGCUGCGAUGACACCAGAGAAGCCAGCGCCGAAGGCAGAGGUUGCCGACGGCGAGAAGGCCAAGGCGGAGGUUGACCCGGAGAGCCUAGCGGAGAGGGUGAGGCGGCGCGGCGAGGAAGAGAGGGCCAAGGCUGCUGCCGCGGCGACGGCCAUGGAAGCAAAAACGGAGCAGGCGAAGAAGGCGGUGGCAUCGACAUGCACGGCCUGGAAGAACCGCAUCGCCGGGGAGCUCAAGGGGCUGACGGACAUGAAGUGGGCGGACAACGCGGUGGAGAUGGCGAGGAGGAACAAGGAGGUGGUCGCCGUCGGCGUCGCCGCCUUCUCCAUCGGCUUCCUCGUCUCCCAGAAGCUCUUCAGGAAGUGAGCAGCGCUGCAUACGUAACAUACACAGACACUGGGUAAAUAUGUACCGAACUAAGCUAUUUGUGUGAUCAGAGUGUACAGAGACAUGUAAAGAUAUGUGUGCAAGUUAAGUGUGUACAUAGAGACAACCAAAGCUGACUGAAGAUUGAUGUGCAACAUACACCUUCGGAUUGGUGCUUUUAUUCACACACAAAAAAAAUCAUACGGCAGUGUGUUUCUCAUGGUA